Molecule: messenger RNA, 217 nt
Organism: Cricetulus griseus (Chinese hamster)
Lineage: Eukaryota; Metazoa; Chordata; Mammalia; Rodentia; Cricetidae
Source: RefSeq, a predicted model, not a curated record
CCCGCCAGUGGCUGCGGCCUGACAUCCGCACUAAGGAGCAGAUCGUGGAGAUGCUGGUGCAGGAGCAGCUGCAGGCCAUCCUGCCCGAGGCGGCCCGGGCCCGGCGGCUGCGGCGCCGCGCCGAUGUGCGCAUCACUGGCUGAGCAGCGGAGCCAGGAGCUCCUUGGACUGAUACUCUGCCUUACCCUGAGUUAAUGAAAGUUAAAAUUUGACAGCU